AUGGCGUCAUCUGAAAAUUCAGCGGUGGCAAAUCCGUCGUGGCUGGAAUUGCCGCGUGAGAUCACGGCAUUGAUUUUGCACAAAUUGGGAACAAUAGAGAUACUAACGAGCGCCCAGAAAGUGUGUACUACCUGGCGGAGAGUGUGCCAAGACGUGACCAUGUGGCGGAUAAUCGACAUGCGCAAUUUAGGCGACCUCUGGGCAACGCCUUACGACCUCGUAAAGAUGUGUCGCCACGCAGUGGAUGUUAGCAAAGGCCAAUUGGAAGAUAUCAAUAUUGAGUAUUUUGGUACCGAUGAUCUGCUUACCUACAUUUCUCAGAGCUCCAACCAGCUCAGACGGCUUCGAAUUGUAUUUUGCUAUAAUAUAACAUGUGAAGAAGCUAUUGAAGUUAUUGGACGUUCUUGCCCGCUGUUAAAGUCUUUUAAACUGAACAACCAAGGAUCUUUACUCCCGGAUGUUGAGUGUGAUUUGGAAGCCCUAGCAGUAGCGAAGAACAUGCCCAACUUGCACCACCUUCAACUUUUUGGAAAUAAGAUGACAAAUGAAGGCCUGCAGGCCAUUCUGGAUGGCUGUCCUCGAUUGGAAUCACUUGAUCUACGCCAAUGUUUUAAUGUUUCCCUUGGAGGAAAUUUAGGAAGAUUAUGUUCUCAACGGAUUAAAGAUUUAAGGCGCCCCCUUGACUCAACUGACGAUUAUGGAUUUGAUGCUGAAAUUGACGAUAGGGAGUCUUUUGAUGAGGAUAACCUAUCUGGAAUUUCUGACAUUGACAUGGUGUCAGAUUAUGAUAAUUAUCUUGAGUUCUCUGAUGGCAGUGGUGCUUCGUAUCAUGAAGACGAAGAAGAGUUGUUCAUUGGCUGA
Messenger RNA from Fraxinus pennsylvanica, 861 nucleotides. NCBI's taxonomy places the organism in Eukaryota, Viridiplantae, Streptophyta, Magnoliopsida, Lamiales, Oleaceae. The record is from the annotation of a GenBank genome assembly.